AAAAAAAUAGUUUAAAAAAACGAACCAACAAAUAAUUAAAAAAAAAAUAAAACAACUCCAAUAAUUAAGUUUGAAUUCCCAAUAACAACCUGCCACAAACUAGACAAAACCAUGCGCAAAAUGCUAGGAAUUUCUUUCAAACCCACCCUUAAUGCAAUCAUCCCUUCCUGCACCCCAAGAAUGAUCAACCAUUUUCUCAUUCUCUCAUUCUCUUCUCAUUCAUUCGCUUCUCCCAUUCAUUCAUGCUUCGAAACCGACCUGCGACCGUUUGCCGUGCAUCAGUGGCGAGUGUUCAUUUCGUAUCGAACCGUCAAAGAGACAGGGUGUGCGUCCGUCCGUAGUGCCGACGCGAUCAGAACCACCAACAGCCUGUACCAUCCACGCCGGCUCGUGUGUUUGUGUAUCUUCUUGCGCGAUUGCUUCAAAACUGCUCCAAAACCGAUUGUGUCUGUCUAGUGUUUGUGUGCGUGCGAGGAAGAAUUUCAAGGCCCAGAAGAAAAGUGUUGUACACCCCCGGUUAGGGGUUGGAAAAUUUUACGUGAAAAUUUCAUGUGAAAAAAACGUGUGUGACGAAUCGAGUGGAGAAGCAACGAGUAAAAAUCGAAGCGCAUUCUACGGUUUAACGGCUUUUAACCCUUUCCCCCAGUUUUUUUGUGUGCUCGUAACAACAAAAAAGAAAAACGCGUAGCACACAUACAGGGAGGAAAAAGCGUUACUGUGCAUGUGCAUAUUGUGUACGUAUGUAAAAAAGGUUUGCUGUUUUACGUAAGUGCAUUAUUUCACCGUGGAAGCUUCAGUUGCCGUUGUUGCCAGUGUGGUAGCGGGAUAAGGGAAAGAAAAAUUAAAAGAGUGAAGCCGAGUUGUGAGCCGUUCCCCGGGUGUUGCUGUGGCUCUCGGGGACGUAUUUAUUACGUCCGGAAAACGUAAAACCGCAACAGAAAAAAGAGGUGAAAAGAAUACGAAAAAAAAGGAAAGGUUUCAAACCCGCCGAUUCGAAUCGUGUUGGUGCCGUGACCAGGACCGUGUGUUCUUGAAGUGGUCUCUGUGUCUGUGUGUCUGUGUGUGUGUUAAUUUUCCACCCCGAGCCCUAUAUUCGGCGGUGUGGUGUGGUGUAUAGAGGGCAGUUCAACGUUCAAAUGUCAAUAUUUGUCAGUGAUUGAUGCGAGCAUCGGUUCGAAUAAAUCCGUGUGUAAGAAUCAGUGCAUUCCGCGCGGUUUGCAGUAUGACGUCCGGGCGGAAGAUGGCGUCGUCGUCCUCGACUGUACACAGUGCGAUCAGUCUGGUGCGAUGAUGAUAAUUGCGAAUGAUCGAAACAGUGAUUUCAAUGUGUCGGAAACCUCCACUGCAUCUAGUGACGUACUUCAACUUUCGUGUGUGGUUUAGAGUUUCUAUUCUUCCGUUCGUAAUCGUAUGGGGUUCGACAUCACCCCACCGAAAAACCCAAAGAAAAAGCGUUUAGAAAGCAAAUUCGUCUCAAACUCCUCCAAUAACAUAAAACGGAGCAAGGAGUUGAAAUCGUAAAAAAAAAUCAAAUAAUAGUGUUUUUAGUACAAGUGUGAUAGAAUUAGCAACAAAAAAAUGUGCUGCCCAACCAAAGUACUGUUCGGGAUCGUUGGCUUCCUGUCGGCGGUCGCCGCUGCCGCCCACUGGGACCAUGCGGUCGAUCUAGACGAGAACUAUCGGCUGCUGUGGAGCAUCAGCCAGCAGGACAUCACGUUCGAGGUGCAGGCCCGGACGCAGGGUUACGUCGGGCUCGGAUUCUCCACCGACGGUACCAUCUACGGUGCGGAUGUUGUCAUCGGGUGGGUCGAGAAUGGGCAGGUUCACUUCCAGGAUCGACACUUUAAGCAGAACAGCAACGGAGAGCCACAUGUGGACCUUUCGCUCGACUACGUGCUUCUACUCGGGUACGAGAAUGCAACCCACACGGUGUUGCGGUUCCGCCGGAAGCUCGAUACGUGCGAUACGGCACAAGAUGUCCCGAUUACGAAUGACACCAUCCGUAUCAUCUACAUGUACCAUAACAACGAGCCAAGAAAUGGUUCCCAAGCGAUCGGCACGCUACCCGAUCCGACCGAAGCGUUCAAAGAUUCUGUACCAAUCUUUCUAACGCAGCGCGUCAAUCAGGUACCGAUCGAGCUGGAUUCACGCACGCGAACGAUCGAGCUGCGUAACAAAGAUGUCCCGAUACCGCAGACGGACGAUAACUUGCGCUGGUGUACGAUGUUUAAGCUGGAUCAAUUCGUACGGAAACAUCACGUGAUACGGUAUGAACCGGUCAUUGAGUCGCGUUCGAACAUUCCUCACCUGCGACAUAUCAUACUGUACGAGUGUCAGGGUUCAACACCGGAGCUGGAAAUCAUGUCGAGAGAGUUCGGCCGAUCGUGUAUGGAAGCGGAGAAGGAGCUGCUGACGUGCAACUCGAUCGUUGCUGCAUGGUCCCGAGGUUCGGAGGGUUUCACCUAUCCGCUUGAGGCUGGUUACCCGCUCGACUCGUACCAGGCCCGGUUCUACAUGAUGGAAACACACUACACCGGCUUCCAGAGUAAUUCGGUCGACUUGACGCCACGCGUAGACAACUCUGGCCUGCGGCUGUACUACACCACCACGCUCCGCAAGCACGAUGCAGGCGUCUUAUCGGUCGGAAUGCAACCGAACUGGCGUCACAUCAUUCCGCCGGGGCAGGAUCGCGUUCUGUCCGAGGGUCACUGUAUAGAGGAGUGUACGCAGCGUGCUUUCCCCCGGCCCGGCAUCAACAUCUUCGCCGUGAUGAUGCAAACGAAUGGUAUGGGACGGCAGAUACGCUUCCGGCAGGUACGUCAUCGCGAGGAAUUGACACCGAUCGCCCAUGACGCGAACGUAGACGCCAACUAUCAGGAGUACCGACGGUUGCAUGUACCGGUGAAAGCCCUACCCGGCGAUCGAUUGAUCGCGGAGUGUACGUACGACAGUACCGGUCGCAAACAGAUCGCACUCGGUGGGUAUUCAUCGCGCGAUGAAACCUGCCUGGUGUUGAGUUUAUACUAUCCGCGCCAGAAGGAACUUACCUCCUGCCAUUCGAUACCGAGCCUGCCGACGGUGUUGCGGGCGGUUGGCAUUAAUGAACUGGCGGCUGGGACGAAUCCGAUUCGUAUCGCCUCACCGCCGGAAAUAGCCGGCAUGACGCUCGAGGAACGGUUGCUCACCUACGAUUGGCGCGUCAACUUCAACGACUUCCAGUACGUCGUGCGCAAGGGUGCGUUUAAGCCACUGUGCUGGAGCGCUCGGAAUACGCCCAUACCGGGCACCGAUAAUGUGGAUGCGUACGCACCGAACCUGACGAAAAUCUGGCGUCCGAUGGCAACGUGCAGCUUCAGUGGCGGUACAUCGGCACAUGCCGGUAGCGGCAGCAGUGGCGGUAGUUACAGCGUCAAUCGGUUCGUUACCGAGCGUGACAUCAGUCUGGACCGGCCGCUGGACGAUGCGGACGAUGACCGGUGGAACGUUAUCGAGGGUGCGGCCCGAAGCAAAUCCAUCCGCAGUUCGGCCCCGUCGGCAAACCUGGCUAGUGGGGUAACGCUGGCGGUGGCUGUUUCGCGGUUAGUGCUGUUUGUGAUCUUUCUCAACACGGUCAGGUUACUGUGAGAGGUGUGACCGUGGUUUUGCCCGGGGGCGUAGUGUGAACAAAGUGAUAAGCGAAUCCAGAAGCUGCCACGGUGGGACGGGGGAUGCGGGAGUACGGAGAGGGGAGCGUGUGCGGCACGUGAUACUAAGACUGGGUCUACUAGAAUUUUGUGGAACGUUAACAUUGUACAUAGUGUCAAGUUUUAGCAGGUAGGCUAGGUAGAUGGUACGUCUUCUCCGCCCAAUAUGCGCUCCCAUCAAGGGUAACACUGUGUACCAGGCUGUAAAGCCUCCAAAAGAAUAAAAAAACACAACCAUACACACACAUACACAGACGUAUAAGUUCACUAGUCAUUUUAGGGUGCGCACAACAGUACCGCAUUGUUGGACGGAGAAGGAUGUUGAGUAGUACGUAUUUAAUUCAGGGAUAUGUAAAUUGUGAAUCUAGAGGAAGCAAACAAACGAAGCGCCAGUUGUUUUUUGUGUGAAGUAUGUAGAAAUCGUGACAAUCCGAACGGUCGGAUUAUGUUGGGUUUUGAUUUGCAGCUAGUGCACCUUGUACCAAGAGAAUGGAAAACUUUUAGUUCGAUACAUGUACAUAUAAAAUAGCAAACAUAUUGUAAUAAAUUGAAAAUAAACUAUUCAAAAUCGAAAUUCAUUAAAGAAAAA
This is a messenger RNA of Anopheles funestus (African malaria mosquito), 4272 nucleotides long. Its product is annotated as MOXD1 homolog 2-like. Lineage: Eukaryota; Metazoa; Arthropoda; Insecta; Diptera; Culicidae. Gene Ontology annotation, biological process: norepinephrine biosynthetic process; dopamine catabolic process; octopamine biosynthetic process. The coding region runs from base 1579 to 3624 and encodes 681 amino acids. The transcript has 7 exons. The record is from RefSeq and is a predicted model, not a curated record. Gene Ontology annotation, cellular component: secretory granule membrane. Gene Ontology annotation, molecular function: dopamine beta-monooxygenase activity; copper ion binding.